Messenger RNA from Prorocentrum cordatum, 1257 nucleotides. The record is from the annotation of a GenBank genome assembly. NCBI's taxonomy places the organism in Eukaryota, Dinophyceae, Prorocentrales, Prorocentraceae.
AUGGGCCCAGCCGCUGCGACGACGCGUCUCGCUGCAGGGCUUGCCGAGAACGGUCCUUUGCAAGAUGUGUUCCACGAGGCCGUUUCUCGUGCUCUGGGCGCCGACUUGGCUUCGACCACUGGAACCGCCGACUCGACUUUGGCAGAGCUGGCCGUCUUCCGUUCGCAGCUGGACACUCGAUUCCAAGCUCUGCAGACGCGUGUCGGGGAGCUUGAGCAGAUCGAUGUGCAGUUGGACGCCGCUUUCCCCUGGGGGAAGACAGAGCGCGAGACGGAUCCGGCUGAGUGGGCUGCGGGGUGGCGCCGCAUUGGGGUCGACUCCGACUGGCUCAGUAACGCAGCCGAGAACAUGCAGGACCCGUCCGUCGCCAAUUCGACGGCGGCGAUAAUGGCUAACCCCAACCGCCCGGGCGCUGAGAGGCAGAAGCAAGCAGUUGCUCUCAAAAGCGCUCCCAAAAAGGGUUGGAAGAACCUCUGCUUGGCUCCGUUUGGGGGCAGCCCAGAGCUUCUGCAUAACUUCCUGUCCACGAAGGCGACUGGCGGAGACAAGACGAUCAAAGCACAGCGUCUGGAAAUGAUGCCUGCCAUCUUCGCUGGCAUCAAGUCCAUGAAGAGAAGGGCAAAGAAGGCAUCAGCUCGCAAGCCGCUGGAGAUUGCCUUCAUGCAGAGGGACUUCUACCUCGACUGGCAGCUCAGCCUGACGCACCUCGCGGCCACCCCGUUCGCGUUCACAACUGGGCCGGACCAGGCGACCCAGUUCCCGGCCAAGCGUCUCUGGACAGAUUCUGGCGACCCGGCGCCUUCGAGGCUCCCCUCGGGUUUUCCUGGCGGCGGGGCACCAACUCAGGGCGCCAACAGCCUGCCGCCGGCGCCCCCGGCUCCCGUUCAAGUUCCGGUGCCGCAGCAGACCCGCCUGGCCGGCGGCUCAGCCAGAGGAGGCGACAAGAAGGCCACCGCCGGUGCAAUCCUGAACGACCUGAACAACAUGGUCGGUCGCCAGCAGCCGGCGGCCAUCGAGGCCUACGUGGGCCAGAAGUUCCGGAGCACGCCGGCAGAGGUGGCUGGCAUUCGUAGCGUCCUGAGCAAUUAUUGCCACCACUGCAUCCUGAACAGCCGCCGGGUGGUCAAGCACUCGCGCGGGCAGUGCCGCGCGGAGGGAGGCAAGCCGAGCUCGCCGUGCGCGCGGUGCGGCUCGCGCGGGAUCAUGGCCUACUGCUGGCCUGAGGAUUGCCCCGGCGCGCGCUGUGCGUCGCAAUGA